GGACCCUCGAAAAGGCAGUCGCAGUUCCUGAUCAGUCAAUUCACUUUUACACCCCCACCUCCGACUUCCGUAUAUACCUCUCGUUGUCCUGUUUCUGUUUGUAAUCUUUCUUCAUCCAUCAUCCGUCUGCUUGCGCAUUUAUCACCACCAUGUCCUUCUCCAGUCUCGUCCAAGAUUUGUCCUUCAGGGACACUGCCUCGGAGCGCCGCCCAUUCAACCGAGCAGUUUCCACGGCUUCAACAAUCGACGACCGCCGCUCACAUAUCUCCCGAGCAAUGUCCUAUGCGAGCACGACGGCUACAAGUGUGAGCAUCUCUGGAGACAUCUCUAGUCAAUUGCAUGGCGGUUACUCUCAUCCACUCUCGCGGUCAUGGCAAGCAGAGAGACAGUUGACCAAGGUAACAACGACACUCUACCCCGCCGGAUCUGCCAAAAUUCUGACAUGUACCCCAGGCAAUGCUCAUCUAUCCCCUUUUCAUAUCCGAUCAAGAUGAUGAGGAAAUUCUCAUUCCUUCCCUCCCCGACCAAUACCGACGUGGGAUCAAUAAACUCGUCCCUUUCCUCGAACCCCUUGUACGAAAGGGUCUGCGCUCCGUGAUAUUGUUUGGUGUUCCAAUGGCACCAGGCUGCAAAGAUGCACUUGGUACCGCAGCCGAUGAUCCACAAGGUCCAGUAAUGGCCGCUAUUCGUCUCCUCCGACAAAGAUUUCCCCAACUUUACAUUGUAGCAGAUGUUUGCCUUUGCGAAUACACUUCACACGGACAUUGCGGAAUCUUACGAGACGACGGAACUCUCAACAAUCAAUUAUCCGUCGACCGAAUUUCGGAUGUUGCAAUCGCGUAUGCACAAGCAGGAGCCCAUUGCGUUGCGCCAUCCGACAUGAAUGAUGGCCGUAUCCGAGCCAUAAAACUGAAACUCAUCGAAGCUGGAAUCGCACACAAUACCACGCUUAUGUCAUACGCCGCAAAAUUUUCUGGUUGUUUGUACGGUCCUUUCCGUGAUGCAGCUGGUUCGGUUCCUUCAUUUGGCGAUCGAAAAUGUUACCAACUCCCACCAGGAGGAAGAGGUCUUGCUCGCCGUGCAAUUCAACGAGAUAUUGGUGAAGGUGCAGAUAUCAUCAUGGUCAAACCUGCUGGUCAAUACCUGGAUAUUAUUAGCGAUGCCAAAGAAAUUGGACAGAACAUGCCUAUCGCUGCUUACCAAGUAAGCGGUGAAUUUGCCAUGCUUCACGCUGGUGCCAAAGCGGGUGUUUUCGAUUUGAAAGCUAUUGCUUUUGAAUCCACCGAGGGAAUUCUGCGAGCGGGCGCUGGAAUCGUGGUCAGUUAUUUCACACCUCAAUUCUUGGACUGGCUUGAGUCAUAGAAAAUGGCAAACUUAUCUUUAUGUGUGUUUUGAUAUGGAUUAAGAAAAACCAAACCAAAAAUAUGUAUUUUGGGAAAAGAGAUGUAUGGCAUGGGUAAUGUUUACAAAGAUGGUGCACUUUCUAUUGGGGAUUUCCGGGAGUUCUUUUCCCUUUCUUUUCAUCUCGGGGGAACCGGCGUUUUUCCUCGGUGUACAGAUGUGCUUGCUUACUCGCUCAUGGGAAGGGAGAAAACAAAUAGCAUAGUUUAGGAAGAUGCAGAUGCAGAUAUUUAUACCAAGAUUUCGUAAUAAAAAAAAG
Hymenoscyphus albidus is the source of this 1660-nucleotide messenger RNA. Lineage: Eukaryota; Fungi; Ascomycota; Leotiomycetes; Helotiales; Helotiaceae. The record is from the annotation of a GenBank genome assembly.